Molecule: messenger RNA, 396 nt
Organism: Adineta ricciae
Lineage: Eukaryota; Metazoa; Rotifera; Eurotatoria; Adinetida; Adinetidae
Source: the annotation of a GenBank genome assembly
AUGGAAACAUUCUGCUCAGGGUCAAAGAUUAACCGUUCACAGAUUGGCUCGUACGGCAUACUGAAUGAUCGUCUGACAACAUGUUUUUGUCAACCCUUACGAUCGACCUUGAUUGAACUCAGUACCAAAAAUGAACAACUAAAACAACGGAUGAAUGCACAACAAGCUGAAAUAGAUAGUUUAAAAGAUCAAUUAUCAAGCCUACUGAACAAAAAAUCGAACAGUGAACUAUCAUCAUCAGAAAAAAGUUCAUAUAACAAUUGUCGUGAUUGUCUUUACCUGACCGCUACUGGUUGUAAUCCAGCCGGUUAUUAUCAUACAACUUAUGAAUUCGACGAUAAAGGAAUAAAACAUGGUGUUUCGAUUUCUUAUUGUAAAUGCCGUUGUCCUAAAUAG